GCCGCGGGGAAGGCGCUCGCUGCCGCGCCCUGGCUGGGAGGGCUUCCGAUUUCAGCAGGGCGACUUCCGGAAGGCGGAGCUCCAACCCCAUUUCCUUUCUCUGGGCCUGAGCUGGUCCCGGCUUCCCGGCUCCCUGCGGCAGCGGCAUGGGCGGCGCGCGGGACGUGGGCUGGGUGGCGGCGGGGCUGGUCCUCGGCGCCGGCGCCUGCUACUGCAUCUACCGGCUGACUCGGGGCCCGCGGCGAGGCGGGCGCCGGCUGCGCCCCUCGCGGUCCGCAGAAGACUUAACCGAUGGUUCCUAUGAUGAGAUCUUAAAUGCUGAACAACUGGAAAAACUUCUAUACCUGCUGGAGUCAACCAAUGAUCCUAUAAUUGUUGAAAAAGCCUUGGUCACCCUGGGUAAUAAUGCAGCCUUCUCAGCUAAUCAAGCCAUUAUUCGUGAGUUGGGUGGUAUCCCAAUUGUUGGAAACAAAAUCAACUCUCUGAACCACAGUAUUAAAGAGAAAGCUUUAAAUGCACUAAAUAACCUGAGUGUGAAUGUUGAAAAUCAAAUCAAGAUAAAGGUAUAUGUCCAGCGAGUCUGUGAGGAUGUCUUUGCGGAUCCCUUGAACUCUGCUGUGCAGCUGGCUGGACUGAGGCUGCUCACAAACAUGACCGUCACCAAUGACUACCAGCACCUGCUCAGCAGCUACAUCGCAGGCCUGCUCCACCUGUUACUUAUUGGAAAUGGAAGCACCAAGGUUCAGGUUUUGAAGCUGCUUUUGAAUUUGUCGGAGAAUCCAGCCAUGACAGAAGGACUACUGAGUGCCCAAGUGGAUUCUUCAUUUCUUUCCCUUUAUGAUGGCCAAAUAGCAAAUGAGAUUCUUCUUCGGGCGCUUACUCUGUUUCAGAAUAUAAACAAUUGCCUCAGAGUAGAAGGCUGCCUAGCUAGUCAGCCUCCCUUCGCUAAGGGCUCAUUGUUCUCCCUGUUGUAUGGAGAAGACUGUGCCCAGAAAAUGAGAGCUCUAGUUUAUCACCAUGAUGUGGAUGUCAAAGAGAAGGUUUUAGCAAUAAUGCCAAAAUUCUGAUGGGUUGCUCCUACUUGUUCUAAGAGUAAUGCAAUCUUAAGUCAGCACACAGGAACUUAUUUUCUACCUUCCUUUAAAAGGAUCAUUUCAGCUGAUGGAGUUAAACAAUAAAAGUUGUAUUUUGUUUUUAACACAGUUCAGGGUGAGCAGCUGUACUCCAAGAUGAUUUUCAAAAUUUGGGUUUUUGUUUUUUUUUUUUUUCCUUCUUUUGAGACAGGGUUUCUCUGUAUAGCCCUUGACUGUCCUGGAACCUGCUCUAGACAAGGCUGGCCUCGAAUUGACAGAGAUCUACCAGCCUUUGCCUCCCGAGUGCUGGGAUUAAAGGCAUGUACCACUACCACCUGGCAAAAUUUUGGAUUUUGGAGUACAGAUUUGGGUUUGGGGAUUAGGUAUGAUCAGCAGGUGAAGUCGACAAAUACUCCAGUCAAACACUCAGGAUGUGACUCAUUUCUGGGACAAACAUUUAGUCAGGUUUAUUUUGAAUGAUCUUACUGGCAUCAAAUGAAUAUGAGAGAUUGUGCUGGAGAUAUUUAUGGAGAUGUUCAAUAGUUCCCUCACAUGGAAUGAGUGGCCUUUCUCUGUACAAUCCUAACUCCUGGAAGUGGUUCUCUGUUGCUCAUCAGACGGCUUUAGGUGCUGAGUUGAAGACUAGAACUGCCACAGCAAGGACCCUGUGCUUCAGCGAUACCCAAGCUCAAGCACCCUUGCCAACCCCACCUACUGCCUGCAGGUCUUUGUUCAUCGUCAGAAUCUUCCCUCACUUCUGAUCAGUGAAACCAUUUCCAUUUACAGGGAAAAUGUUUUCUCAGUACUCACCCCCAUGUAUAAGGAUGUGUAAAAUAUUGGAGAGCAAUCCAAGUUUGCACCCACAGGCAGCUGGCUAAACCAAGUAGCUGCUCUUUAAAAAAAAGGACCUGAGUGAGUCUGACUGUACUCAUGUAGAAAUACACCCAUGAAAUGGAUGUUUUUAAAAGCAUGUUGUAAAGCAAUGUAUUAUGGUUCUGUGUAUUUUUUUUAACAACGAGAAAUACAUUUAUACAUGGACAGAACUUUUCUAGAAGGAUACAUAAAACUUCUGGGCAUAGGACUGGGAGGUGAGUACAUUGGAUUUUCUGUGUGUACCCAUUUCUACUGUUUGAAUUUUUUACUGAGCAUAAAUGUAUAAUUUUUUAAUAAAAUCAAAAAAUGCAAGGGUGUACAAAAUUUCUUCCCCCAUUGACAUUAUUUUACUAAUCUUCAUCCACAUUUUACUUGACUAAACUUACAAUAUGUAAAUUUUUUUUCAAAUUUAUUUGUAUGAGUGCUUUGCCUGCAUGUAUGUACAGGCACAAGGUCAGAAGGCAUUGGAACUGGAGUAGUGUGGUUGUAAGUCACCAAAUAGGUGCUGGAAACUGAACCCAAGUCCUCUACAAGAGCAACAAGUGCUUUUAGCCACUGAGCCAUCUCUCUAAGCCCCUAUAAACAUUUUUCAGUUAUCUUUUCAAAUGAUUCUUUCCCAGGAGGUUGGAGUUCAAUAUCUUUGAAUUCAGCCAGGUUGUACUGUAUGAGUCCAUUCCGCCUUUGUGCUUAGCAUUGUGUGUGCAAACAGAAGUGUCACUGUGUGUGAGACAAAACUUUAGGAGUACUUCAGAACACACUGUAAAGAUGUGAGUAGUAGAGUGUUUGCAUGAAUCACAAAUCCUCAACCUGAAAAAUGUGUUGGAAGAAUCUCUUUGGAACAGGGAAAACUUUUAAGGUGAGACUAGAAAUCUGCGGUGUACUGGAGGAGCACUAAGCCAUGAUGGUUAACAAUACUUUAACUUGCUGAUGGCACAGCAUUCAAGGUAUUCUCCAAAAGGCACAUUUCUUCAUAACAAUUUUUUAAAGCUGCCUUUUUAAUAAAAGUGGGUGUUGAAAAGGUUGUAUAGGAGCCAGGGUGUUUGCAGUGUGCUUUCACAGUUCUGGGUCUAGAAGCUCCUUGCCCCUCUUAUCUCCUCCGUCAGUCUGAAGAACCAUACUUGCCAGCAGCUAGCUGAUUCUAAUGUGUCAGGGGGCUGAGUGGGUUGUCACACAGCUACCAAGGAAUAGUGAAACAUACAAAUAGGCUUCUCUUAAUGCAGAUCAUAGCAUACCAAACAAGGAACCACCCUCAAAGGCAGUUAGUCAUAUCAAAGGAUUUCUCAGGGAUGAUACUCAUCAAAAAGGAACAUGAAAUUGACCUAGAAGAUAGAUAGUAUUUACAAUGUAUAUUAGACUGACAAAAGAGAAUAGAUUUUUCAAAAUUUAUUUUCACUUUACACAUACAUCCUUUGAAAUGUAGAUUAGAAAAAUAAAGUGAAAAUAGGGUGGUUGUGUUAAAGAGAUGUGAUGUACUUCAUAAUGAAUGGGCCUUAUACAGAGAAAGAAAUCAUGAGGAAGCAUAGAACAAGGAGGUGGGCCCAGUUCAGGGGACUAGAAAGCAAAGCACCUGGAGAGCCUCAAACAGUGCCUGUGGAGACAAAAGCAAUGUUAAGGCCAUUCAUGGAGAAAUACUUGAGCAAGUUUAUCAACGGCUGGAGAGAAUUUUGAGUAUGACAAGAUGGCUGCAAGGGUGCCCGGUGGAGCACUGUCCCCCGAGGCUGUAUCCACAGCCUACUGUCCGGAUUCACAGCCAUUUGCAGCGGAGAUUACUGAAGCUGAGUCUAAUGGUAUCUUGGGCUUUGGACUCCAAGUCACUUUCACUAUACACACAAUAUUACAAUACACAUUUCCCCUUGACUGAUACGAAUAUUUUAUAUAAAAAUAUUAAAUUCUGAUGAUCGUUUAUAUUGGCUAUUUCCCUCUAAGGUAAGUCCAGUUUGGUGUUUGCAACAAAAAAAAUGUAUUAUCAAAAGCAUUGCUUGCUUUCCAUGUACCUGUCAGUAUCAGACAGUCAUAUCUUAAAAUGUUUUCUCCCUUAGAUUUCUAAAGUGCUGUUUUAAAAAAAAAUAUUACUUUCCCCUCGAGGUAGGUUGACAUUGUCCUCUUGUCGUACAUAAUGAGAUCGGGGCUGAACACAAGCCAUUUGUUUUGGGGUAAUCAAAUCAGUGACAGAAGGGUGAAAUUCCGAUGAGAGACCAAGGUGUGGCAUGCGUACGCCCAUGCAAAUACAUCAGAGUAUUGAGUACUCCCUACAUACUUGAUAUCUAGAGAAAGCCUACUGUGUUUUGUGCCAAGGAAGUGGAUUUCAUUGGUCAGAGUCAGAAGCACCCUCACUAACACCUGGGCAGCUCACUUCCUGAAGGUUCACAACAAACCUGCGGAUGCAGAGGCAUACUGGCCAAAGACUCUGGUCAGCAGACACUCAGAAGCUUUAAAAACAACUGUAAUUUCACAAUGGCUUACUAAAAAGUACAAUUGUGCUUAUAGGUCAUUUAAUAUAAAAAUAUGUAACACAUCCAAGUCAUGUAAAACAUUGUUAUAUUUGGGGUUAGAGCCUAGAGAACAGGAAAAAGUAUAUCUAUAUAUACACACACACACACAUAUACAUGUAUAUGUAUAUAUACAGAAAAUGGAGAAUGAAAAAAAUAAAACAAUUCCAAGUGCAUGAUGUAUUCACAUUUUGGUGUGUGAAAUACUUCACUGUAAUUACAGUUGUGCUUAGCAGAAUGUCUGACUUUGGAAUUUAAACUUCCCCUACGUCUCAACCCCACACUGUUCUCUUCUCUGACCGUCAGCUUUUAACUUGGGGUGCAGCUGUGUAGAUAUUGCCCUCUUAGAAACUUAAGAUGUGCAUGGAUGCAGAAGAAUGUGAAUUGUUAAUGCCAAGGAGCUUCUUUUCACUAUAGUUAAAAUUAUAAUUUUAUGCAAUGUAUAUUUGGCCACAAUAAAAAAAUUUUAAAUGAUAAUUUAGCCCAAACACCUACGUUCUUAUGCUUAACAAAAUAAAUCACUUAACAUUUGGCAUGUAAGCUAAUGUUUCCUCCUGAGACAGGGUCUUAGUUGUAGCUCUGGUUGACCAUGAACUUGUCAUCUAUCUGCCUCAUCCUGUGGAGUGCUGGGAUUGUAGAUAUGCAUCACCAUGACCGGCAGUUCAUCCUGACAGUAAAACCUGAAGCAUUUACUCAGCA
Messenger RNA from Peromyscus californicus insignis, 5134 nucleotides. It is a transcript of the gene Armc10, whose product is annotated as armadillo repeat containing 10. The transcript is spliced from 6 exons. The coding region runs from base 147 to 1067 and encodes 306 amino acids. NCBI's taxonomy places the organism in Eukaryota, Metazoa, Chordata, Mammalia, Rodentia, Cricetidae. The record is from RefSeq and is a predicted model, not a curated record. Gene Ontology annotation, cellular component: mitochondrion.